AUGGUGAUUUGUUUACGUGCUCCAGGGAUUCCCCCCAAAAUGGCCUUUGAGACCAAUAGCAUAAACAUCAGAAUCACAGGCAGGGAUGAGGUUACUUCUUGUAACAAGCCUGAAAGAAGUGGGAGGCUACUUAUGGUUAUCCUUGCGUUUGAAGCAGCUGCUGUACUGAAAUCACUGCAGUCAGGAGGCAACUUUUGCAGGCAGAGCCAAGAUGAUCUUGCUGCUGCUGCUGCUCCUGCUGCUGCUAAUGCCCAGCGGAGCAAAUGGGAUGCUGAAAGCCAAAUGUCCAGUGGAGGUCUUCAGGCAAAAGGAUGCACUGAAUUAUUACAGGCCAGGAGACCACCUCAUUAG
Podarcis lilfordi (Lilford's wall lizard) is the source of this 351-nucleotide messenger RNA. Lineage: Eukaryota; Metazoa; Chordata; Lepidosauria; Squamata; Lacertidae. The record is from the annotation of a GenBank genome assembly.